AUGGAUGGAUCGAAACUUGUUCCAGGGUCUAAAGAGCUGUCGCUCGCCAUUGGAGCCAAGCCUUGGGAGGCUGCCGGCCGAACAGCGAAAGCACCCGACCUUUCACAAUGCGUUUCGCCAGUCUCCUCCUUAACGCGGCCCUCGCUGCGGCCGCCGCCCCCCUCUCCCGCCGCGGAUCUCGCCAAGCGCCAGGUCCCCGGCGUGCCCACCAAGCUGCUCCUCGGUGUGCCCAACUCGGUCCUCUUGGUCGACUUUGACGGCAUCACUUUCAGCGUCGCUGCCAACGCUACCGAGGCCGGCACCAACCCUAGCUGGUUGGCUUUCCGGGAGCCCAACUUGCUCUACGCUGUUGACGAGUUUAACGCCGUGACCAAGCUCUUCGUGAUUGACCGUGACUCCAACACCAUUCAGUUGGUUCAGAACGCUGCCGGCUCGGCUGGCGUAGUCCACCUCGAGUUCAACCUUGACAAGACCAGGAUGGUCGGUUCCUCCUUCGGCACCGGCGUCAUCGACAUCUGGGACAUCACCGACGGCACCCUCCGCCUCUUCAAGCAAAUCUCCGUCCUCGACCCUUCCGGCCGCUUCUUCGUCGUCAACGAUCUCGGCACCGACACCCUGCUCGUCAUCGACGCCCAGGACGACCAGUUCGAGGUCGUCAACCGCGUGCGCGCCGCCACCCACUACAUCCUCCUCUGCGAGCUCCUCAACGUCGUCGAGGUCUUCCAGGUCACCUACGUCGAGAACUCCAUCCAGUUCGUGCCCACCCAGAUCGUCAUCUCCUCCGAUAACCGGGACGUCUACAUCUCCAACCGCAACACGGGCAACGAGACCGACAGCAUCACCCACUUCAGGAGCAUCUCCUCGGGCGGCUCCGUGCCCCGCAUGUUCUCCCUGUCCGCCGACGAGAAUCUGCUCUUCUCCACCAACCAGAACAGUGGGCUGGGUCUCGUCGCGCUUGCGAGGAACGGCAACACGGCGGCUCAGGGCGGUGCCGUGGCUGCCGCGGCGGACUUUAGCGCUGCUGUGGAGGCGGCGGGGACGCUUGUGUCUUCGCCGAUUGCUGCGCUUGAUGUCAACAUCUUUGGUGAUGCCAACUUUGGGCCUCAGUUUGCCAUGCAGAUUUAA
Messenger RNA from Parascedosporium putredinis, 1125 nucleotides. Lineage: Eukaryota; Fungi; Ascomycota; Sordariomycetes; Microascales; Microascaceae. The record is from the annotation of a GenBank genome assembly.